AUGGGACUGGCGGUGAAUGCUGGUGAGGAAGCGGUGCUGGCUGGUGCUGGAGUGGAAGCGUUGCUGGAGGAAGAUGACGAUAGCUGUGGUGUGAGUGCUCGGCGCAGCGUCAGUGACCCUCAACAUGCCCUCAAGACAAUUCGAUUAAAUAUGAGAAAGAAGUUUGAGUGUUUGUAUGAAGGAACAGCAAAGCAGGGAAACCCAACACUCCUCAAUGAGAUCUACACAGAGCUCUACAUCACAGAGAGUGAAUGUGGAGAGAUCAAUAAUGAGCAUGAGGUGAGACAGAUUGAGACACAGUCCAGGAAAACAGCAACAGAGGACACACCGAUCAAAUGCAAUAACAUCUUUAGACCUUUACCUGGACAAGACAAAUCCAUCAGAACUGUGCUGACAAAGGGAGUCGCUGGCAUUGGAAAAACAGUGUCUGUGCAGAAGUUCAUCCUGGACUGGGCUGAAGGGAAAGAGAAUCAGGAUGUCCAGCUCAUAUUUCCACUUCCUUUCAGAGAGCUUAACUUGAUGAAGGACAAAACAUUCAGUCUUUUAGAUCUUCUUCAUGUCUUUUUCCCUGAAACAAAAGAAAUGGAAAUAUCCAGUGAAGAAUAUAAAGUGUUGUUCAUCUUUGAUGGUCUGGACGAGUGUCGUCUGUCUCUGAAUUUUAAUGUGAAACUGUGUAAUAUAUCUGAAUCAGCCUCAGUGGACGUGCUGCUGAUGAACCUCAUUGUGGGGAAUCUGCUUCCCUCUGCUCUCAUCUGGAUCACCUCCAGACCAGCAGCAGCUGAUCUCGUCCCCUCUGAGUGUGUCCAUCGAGUGACAGAGGUACGAGGCUUCAGUGACCCACAGAAGGAGGAAUACUUUAGGAAGAGAAUCAGUGAUCAGAGUCUGGCCAAUACAAUCAUCACACACCUGAAGUCAUCCAGGAGCCUCCACAUCAUGUGCCACAUCCCAGUGUUCUGCUGGAUCUCAGCCACUGUUCUAGAGAAGAUGCUGAGGAAAUCAUGGAAAGGAAAAAUCCCCAAGACUCUCACUCAAAUGUACACACACUUCCUGAUAUUUCAGACCAACAUCAGACAUGAGAAGGACUAUGAGAAGAAAAUGAAAGAUGAAGACAUGAUUCUCAAACUGGGGAAACUGGCUUUCCAGCAGCUUGUGAAAGGCAACCUGAUCUUCUAUGAGGAAGAUCUGAGAGAGUGUGGCAUUGAUGUGACCGAAGCAUCAGUGUACUCAGGUUUGUGCACUCAGAUCUUCAGAGAGGAGUUGGGCUUGUAUCAGGGGAAAGUCUUCUGCUUCAUUCAUCUGAGCAUUCAGGAGCAUCUAGCAGCUCUUCAUGUGCUGCUUUCAUUCCUGCUGUACAAGAGGGAUGUGCUCAAUGAAAACCUCAGCUCAAAACAUGCAAAUGAGUUCACAUGUCACACUAUGUCUGAGCUGCUUCAGAGAGCCGUGGACAUGGCUCUGCAGAGUAGAAAUGGACAUCUGGAUCUUUUCCUGCGGUUCCUUCUGGGUCUCUCACGGGAGUCCAAUCAAAUGCUCCUGAAAGGCCUUCUGACAUGUAUUAGAAAAAUCUCAUACAGCAAAGGGAAAACAGUUCAAUACAUUAAAAUGAAAAUAAGAAUGAAUCCCUCACCAGAGAAAUCCAUCAAUCUGUUCCACUGUUUAAAUGAACUGGGCGAUCAUUCUCUCGUAAAUGAAAUCCAGAAAUAUGUCAGAUCUGGAGGUCUUUCAAGCGCCAGAUUGUCAUCAUCGCAGUGGUCAGCUGUUGUCUUUGUUUUAUUAACCUCAGAGCAUUUGGAUGAGUUUAACUUACAGAAAUACAUCAGUCAAGGCCAAAACCACAUCUCACCAGAUGAAGUAACUCAGAAGCUCUUGCCUGUAGUUGAAGCAUCCAGAUCAGCUCAGCUGAAUCAUUGUAAUAUCACAGCUGAAGGUUGUGCUGCUCUGGCUUCAGCUCUGAGAUCAAACUCACACCUCAGAGAACUGGAUCUGACUCAGAAUAUAAUAGGAGGUGCAGGUCUGAAGCUGCUCUCUGAUGGACUGAAGGAUCCUCACUGUAAACUGGAGAAACUGAGGUUGAGGUAUUGUGAUAUCACAGCUGAAGGUUGUGCUGCUCUGGCUUCAGCUCUGAGAUCAAACUCACACCUCAGAGAACUGGAUCUGACUCAGAAUAAAAUAGGAGGUACAGGUCUGAUGCUGCUCUCUGAUGGACUGAAGGAUCUUCACUGUAAACUGGAGAAACUGUGUAAUUGUGAUAUCACAGAUGAAGGUUGUGCUGCUCUGGCUUCAGCUCUGAGAUCAAACUCACACCUCAGAGAACUGAGUCUGUCUGAGAAUAAAAUAGGAGGUCGAGGUCUGACGCUGCUUUCUGAUGGACUGAAGGAUCCUCACUGUAAACUGGAGAAACUGUUGUUGUUUAAUUGUAAUAUCACAGCUGAAGGUUGUGCUGCUCUGGCUUCAGCUCUGAGAUCAAACUCACACCUCAGAGAACUGUAUCUGUUUGAGAAUAAUAUAGGAGGUGCAGGUUUGACGCUGCUCUCUGAUGGACUGAAGGAUCCUCACUGUAAACUGGAGAAACUGAGGUUGUUUGAUUGUAAUAUCACAGCUGAAGGUUGUGCUGCUCUGGCUUCAGCUCUGAGAUCAAACUCACACCUCAGAGAACUGGAUCUGACUCAGAAUAAAAUUGGAGAUAAAGGUCUGAUGCUGCUCUCUGAUGGACUGAAGGAUCCUCACUGCAAACUGGAGAAACUGAGGUUGAAUAAUUGUGAUAUCACAGCUGAAGGUUGUGCUGCUCUGGCUUCAGCUCUGAGAUCAAACUCACACCUCAGAGAACUGAAUCUGACUGAGAAUAAAACAGGAGAUAAAGGUCUGACGCUGCUCUCUGAUGGACUGAAGGAUCCUCACUGUAAACUGGAGAAACUGAGGAAAUGGAUGAACCCAACUACUAAAAACAUUGUCACUGAGGAAAAGCGCAUCUGGGUUUUUCAAAACCAGAAACCCUGUAUGAUGUCAGAGGUCUAUACACUCCUCAGAGCCCGUGAUAUGGCCUUCAAAUCAGGUGACAGGGCUCAUAAUGUUGUAAGAGCUAACCUAAAAAGAGGCAUCAAAGAUGCUAAGCUGGCCUACAAGAUGAAGAUAGAGGAACAUUUUACUGGCAACAACACAAGGGGGGUUGGGUUGAGUAAUUGUGAUAUCACAGCUGAAGGUUGUGCUGCUCUGGCUUCAGCUCUGAGAUCAAACUCACACCUCAGAGAUCUGAGUCUGUAUGGGAAUAAAAUAGAACAUGGAAGUGUAAAGCGUCUCUCUGCUUUAAAAGAUAAUCCACAUUAUAAACUGGAGAGACUAUUGUAA
Molecule: messenger RNA, 3342 nt
Organism: Megalobrama amblycephala (Wuchang bream)
Lineage: Eukaryota; Metazoa; Chordata; Actinopteri; Cypriniformes; Xenocyprididae
Product: NACHT, LRR and PYD domains-containing protein 12-like
Exons: 10
Coding region: 1-3342 (1113 amino acids)
Molecular function (GO): protein binding
Source: RefSeq, a predicted model, not a curated record